GGCGUCCGGGGGAGCUGUCAGAACAGCGGCACUCGAGCUACCCCCCUUGAGGGCCAUGGGACUGCCCGAUGGGUCCGACCACGGGACACAACAGACGCAGGCACUCCUGUCUACAACACAAGAAAUGGAGCUGCAGAGGCGAGACUACCACGUGGAAAGGCCGUUGCUGAACCAGGAGCAGCUAGAGGAUCUGGGGCACUGGGGCCCGGUGUCCAAGACCUACCAGUGGCGAACUUGGUUUCGAUGCUCCCGCGCUCGGGCCCAUGCACUUCUGCUCCAACAUGUUCCGGUCUUGGGCUGGUUACCCCGCUAUCCUGUGCGAGACUGGCUCCUGGGUGAUGUGUUAUCUGGCCUGAGUGUGGCCAUCAUGCAGCUCCCACAGGGUUUGGCCUACGCCCUCCUGGCGGGAUUGCCUCCUAUGUUUGGCCUGUACAGCUCUUUCUACCCCGUCUUCGUCUACUUCCUGUUUGGUACAUCUCGCCACAUCUCUGUGGGGACCUUUGCUGUAAUGUCGGUGAUGGUGGGUGGUGUGACAGAGUCCCUGACCGCAGACAAGGCCUUCCUGCAAAGCUUGAAUGCCACAGCUGAUGAUGCCCGUGUGCAGGUGGCCUAUACACUUAGCUUCCUGGUUGGCCUCUUCCAGGUGGGGCUGGGCCUGGUACACUUCGGCUUUGUGGUCACCUACCUGUCAGAGCCUCUGGUCCGCAGCUAUACCACGGCUGCAUCUGUGCAAGUCCUCGUCUCACAGCUCAAGUAUGUGUUUGGCAUCAAACUGAACAGUCACUCUGGGCCACUGUCCGUUAUCUAUACAGUGCUAGAGGUCUGUUCACAGCUGCCAGAGACUGUGCCCGGCACCGUGGUGACGGCGAUUGUGGCAGGAGUGGUACUUGUGAUGGUAAAGCUGUUGAAUGAGAAGCUGCGGCGACAUCUUCCCCUGCCCAUACCUGGGGAACUGCUCACGCUCAUUGGAGCCACUGGUAUUUCCUACGGUGUGAAGCUGAAUGAAACAUUCCAGGUAGACAUUGUGGGCAACAUCACCACAGGGCUGAUACCCCCAGUGGUACCCAAGACAGAGUUGUUUGCAACGCUUGUGGGAAACGCCUUUGCCAUCGCUGUGGUAGGAUUCGCCAUUGCCAUCUCCCUUGGGAAGAUCUUUGCCCUGAGGCACGGCUACCGUGUGGACAGUAACCAGGAACUGGUGGCCCUUGGCCUCAGUAACCUCAUUGGAGGCUUCUUCCAGUGUUUCCCCGUGAGCUGCUCCAUGUCUCGGAGCCUGGUACAGGAGAGCACCGGGGGCAACACACAGGUUGCCGGAGCCAUAUCUUCUCUUUUCAUCCUCCUUAUUAUUGUCAAACUUGGAGAACUCUUCCGAGACUUGCCCAAGGCCGUCCUGGCAGCCGUUAUUAUCGUGAACCUGAAGGGCAUGAUGAAGCAGUUCUCUGACAUCUGCACCCUUUGGAAGGCAAAUCGCGUGGACCUGCUAAUCUGGCUGGUGACCUUUGUGGCCACGAUCCUGCUGAACCUGGACAUUGGCCUGGCAGUGUCCAUAGUCUUCUCCCUGCUGCUCGUGGUGGUCCGAAUGCAGCUGCCCCACUACUCUGUCCUGGGGCAGGUGCCAGAUACGGAUAUUUAUAGAGACGUGGCAGAAUACUCAGGGGCCGAGGAGGUCCCUGGCGUGAAGGUCUUCCGUUCUUCCACCACCAUGUACUUUGCCAAUGCUGAGCUCUUCAGUGACUCUCUGAAGCAGAAGUGUGGUGUGGAUGUUGACUACCUCAUCACCCAGAAAAAGAAGCGAAUCAGAAAGCAGGAGAUGAAGAUGAAGAGGAUGAAGAAAGCCAAGAAGUCCCAGAAACAGGAUGCCUCUUCCAAGAUCUCCUCAGUUUCAGUCAACGUCAACACCAGCUUUGAAGACAUCAAGAGCAAUGACAUGGAAGGCUCCGAGGCCAAGGUGCACCAAGGGGAGGAGCUGGAGGAUGGAGUCGCAAGCAAUCAAGAUGCCAAGGCCCCGACCACGACCACACUGCAGUCCCUGGGCCUGCCCCAGCCAGGCUUCCAUAGCCUCGUCCUAGACUUGAGUACCCUCUCCUUUGUGGAUACCGUGUGCAUCAAGAGCCUGAAGAAUAUUUUCCGUGACUUCCGGGAGAUCGAAGUGGAAGUGUACAUCGCAGCCUGUUACAGUCCUGUGGUCACCCAGCUUGAGGCUGGACACUUCUUUGAUGACUCUAUCACUAAACAGCAUCUCUUUGCCUCUGUCCACGACGCUGUGACCUUUGCCCUCCACCACCAGAAGUCCAGCCCUAAGAGCCCUGUCUUGGCCACCAAACUCUGACUUUGCUGCAAGAGACUGCCUACCUCUGGAGGCUGUGACAGGUCACUCUUAUGAAACCCCUUGCCUCUGGGCCACCUCCAGGUGCCACCCAGGACUCUCCGUUCCAUGUCCAUGCACAUACAGCUCAUGGAUGGAUACCCUGGGACUCCAAAGAGUGCUACAGGCCUGGGGCAGGGUACCGCAGUCAGGCUGGCCUUGGCUGGGUGCUGCAAG
This is a messenger RNA of Acomys russatus (golden spiny mouse), 2542 nucleotides long. RefSeq names its product solute carrier family 26 member 6 (gene Slc26a6). Bases 56 to 2329 code for a protein of 757 amino acids. Gene Ontology annotation, molecular function: secondary active sulfate transmembrane transporter activity; oxalate transmembrane transporter activity; chloride transmembrane transporter activity. The transcript is spliced from 21 exons. NCBI's taxonomy places the organism in Eukaryota, Metazoa, Chordata, Mammalia, Rodentia, Muridae. Gene Ontology annotation, biological process: transmembrane transport. Gene Ontology annotation, cellular component: membrane. The record is from RefSeq and is a predicted model, not a curated record.